Messenger RNA from Syngnathus acus (greater pipefish), 4257 nucleotides. RefSeq names its product myotilin (gene myot). Gene Ontology annotation, cellular component: plasma membrane; axon. Gene Ontology annotation, biological process: axon guidance; dendrite self-avoidance; homophilic cell-cell adhesion. Gene Ontology annotation, molecular function: cell-cell adhesion mediator activity. The transcript has 19 exons. The record is from RefSeq and is a predicted model, not a curated record. Bases 333 to 3200 code for a protein of 955 amino acids. NCBI's taxonomy places the organism in Eukaryota, Metazoa, Chordata, Actinopteri, Syngnathiformes, Syngnathidae.
AGUUGAUAAGUUGAGGUGCUUGGAGAAAUCCGGGGUGGAGGGUUUUCAGUUUUGCAGUGACGCAACAAUGAGAAUGCAAAAUAUGUGUCCAGUCCAGUAAAGCAACAGAAUAUUUUUGCUGAACUUGUCUUGGAUUGGGACAGCCUCACAGUUCUCAGAACCAAAAUGCUUCGACCUGAGGUCACAAAGUGAUGGCUGGACAUUCUUUGGCAAAGCAGAGAAUUCAUGGUUCCUUCUAUCACAGUAAAGCAGCCGCCGACCAUCACCACCUCCACCUUUGAUUUUUGAGUAGAAAUCAAACACUUGUUACUGCCUCCAGGUACGCCUGAAACAUGGCCCAUGUCCAGAAAGUGCAGAAGAAGACGAGCUCCAUGUCUCUGACCAUCUCUUCCUCUGCUUCGUCCACCGGGGAGCUCUCCUCCAGCUCAUCUUUGUCUUCCAGUGCACCCGCUUCGAGACACUCCAGCCUGGUGCAGCAGCCUUGCGUUAGCCCCGAGAGGACGGAGAGUCGCAACUCCAAUGAAGAUUUUGGAAACGAAGUUGCUGCAACAUUCGUAAAGUGCCUUCAGGACGUGUACACAUUGAGGAGCCAGUUGGUGGUUUUGGAGUGUCGACUGAGGGGGACACCGCCCCUGCAGGUGACCUGGUAUCGAGAGGACGAGCAAAUUCUGGACUCUGAUGACUUCAGGAUAUUACGCAAAAAGGCCAAUUCUGCAUCAGUUCCAGAGGAGCUUUGUACACUGGUGAUAACUGAAGCCUUUCCAGAAGAUUCUGGUUUAUUUACGUGCAUCGCCCAUAAUUCCUUUGGCACAGACUCAUGCUCUGCCAUGUUGGAUGUUUACAAUGACCUCGAGGAGCAGCUGGAGAUAGAGGCGAUUCGCCAGCAAGAAGCAGAGUGCUUUAUGGAGUCCAAUGAAGCAGAUGUCCAGCUUGACAGUGCUCCUCUACAUACUUGUGAAGACUUCCCGACUGUGCUGCCUGACCCUUUGAUUGCUCCCCCACCCGCAACGGUCUGGCCUAGCAGCUCCCUGGAAGAUGUCGCAAGUGAUGUUGGGUUUCAAGAGAAUCUGCUGGUCAACCACUCCUCGGAAGAUCACUUCAGUCAGGACCAGUGCUCAGAGGUCCAGAGGUCCCCAGAGGUCACGGUCUAUCCGCCCAGCCCUCAUCCUCCAUCUUCGCCGCUACCACCUGCACAAGUCGAAGGAAAACACCCAACACCCAAGUUGUUCACGCCAAGCAAGCUCCUUUUCAAUUCCUCCCCGUUAGGAGGCAACACUAUGAACCUGUCAGACCUGCCUACCUUUAAGCCCGGUGCCUUCCCUCCCAGUGCUUUCAACUAUGCACGGCCAAGACACUUUAUUCAGUCGCAAUCUGCCUUCCAGGUACCCAGCUACGAAAGUGUGAUAAGGGAGGCUCAGGAGAACCAGAAUAAUUGCCAGGAAAACCUGACGUGUUCCAAGCAUAGUUUAAGUGUCCCUGAAGCGCAUAGUCAAACUACAAGGAUGUCUUCACAUAGCCAGUCAUUGUCAAAGUCCUUGUCUCAGUCUCAGUCACAGUUUCAGUCACUGAGCUUUACUCCAAAUCAGACACAGCCUAAUGGGACAAGCAAGUCUUCACCAUCCUCAUCCAGUCUGAGCUCACCCACUUCCACUUCCUCUGCCGCUCCUCCUCACUCCUUUGUUGCCCCUUCUUCCUCGCGCGUGACCAUGCGCUCCAGCAUAACCCUCACCCCUAGCAUCCCAAGUGCAAGUGGUCUUGGCAGUGCCACUCUGCCAGCCAAUCAAAACACCAUGUCUGCUCCUGCUGCCUACCUCUGUUCUGUGUUGCCCUCACAGUCCUCUUUCUCCUCGUACUCCAAACUGUCCCCCAACUCCACCCCCUGUUCAUCCACCUCCCCAUCCCGCUCCCCGCGAGCCCCUUCAAGCCCUCACCUCCCCGUAAAAGAAGCCGCUCCCUCUUCCGCUCCUCAGCAGCCUCCUCUGUUGUCGCCUUCCUGCCCUUACUCCAACCUCUCUCCCACCACCUCCUUGCUGCCUCAGCCCAAUACACCCAACAGUCCCAACAGAGAGUCGCCUGCUGUGGUCUGUCUGCCCGCCAACUACAAGGGGACGCCGAGCACUCUUCCUAAGCCUGUUCCCAAGAAAGCUGUAGCUUCUCGGCCGUCUUCCUCUCGCUCCACAGAUGAAGAGAUCCAGGGGUCCAAAGAUGCUCUCAUCCAGGAUCUGGAAAAGAAGCUACGGUCAAAAGAAGUGAAGAGAAGAAAUAGCCAGAAACUUUCUUAUGAGGAGCGCAUGGCUCGAAGGCUGCUGGGCCCAGACAAUGCCAACUCCGUGUUUGACCAAGACAGUCUUUCAGACUCGCAACUUGACCAGCCAGAUUCACCAGAAGGAAGACACACUGGUGGGCUAUGGGGGAAGCACCACUGUGGGACAGAUGAACGAGGGAAUGAGGGAUCAGCUAUCCAGGAGAAAUGUUACGCCCCUCGCUUCAUGCAGGUCCCUCAAGACCUCACUGUGGAGGAGGGCCGCUUCUGCAGAAUUGACUUCAAGGUUGGAGGACUCCCUACACCAGAUAUCUGCUGGUAUUUGGAUGGGAAAGCCAUACGUCCAGACGACUACCACAAGAUGCUGGUUUGCGAGAAAGGGAUGCACUCAUUCAUCAUAGAGAUUGUCACGGUGCACCAUGCUGGCGUGUACGAGUGUGUUGCCAGGAACCGAGCAGGAGAAAGCAGAUUUACCCUGAGGCUUGAUGUCAUAGCCCAGGAAGCUCUCCGCCCACCCACCUUUGUUCAAAAGAUGUCAAACUUCAGAGCUCUUGAAGGCGACACCGUGAGGUUAGAGUGCAAAGUGGAUGCGUCACCUCCCCCUCAACUCUUUUGGAAGAAAGAUAAAGAAAUGCUACGCAUAGAUCCAACAAAAAUGAGCCUGUACCAAGACGGCUCUGGCAGGCAGUGCUUGUUGAUAGACAGGGUGUCCAAGUCCGACGCGGGGUGGUACACGCUCUCGGCUAUCAAUGAGGCUGGCAUGUCGACAUGCAACGCCAGACUGGAUAUAAGCUGCCGAGCAGUCCAACCCAUGAAGACGGCCCCUCCUGGCUCCAAGGCGUUGAAAGUGCUGUCCUCUCUGAGCCACGUGCCGGCAGUGACAGUAGAUCCCCACGCCCAGCACACUGCCCCCCUGUAUGAGAGCGAGGAACUGUAGAUGCUUCCAAAACAUACGUACAUACAUACACACACUCACGCAUGCACGCACAUACACACACCCACAUACACACGCACAACUCAGAACUGUCAAACCACUCGCGCAGUAUUUUAGAAACGUAUGUUACCGAAGUAAACCAAAGAUUGUUUAGCUAACAUGCGUGCUCGUCCUCACUCCGCUGACUCUUUAAAAUCUUCAGUCUUUAUGUUGUCCAUGACUGCAUUUACUGUUUCAGGCAACAGAGGUAAUGUUGGAAAGAAGCAUGUAAUCUGCCGCGCUAGCUGUCAUGGCAUCUCUCAGUAAGGUGCGUUGAGGUCGGUCACUUACUGAGUGUAUUAAUAGUUGUGUAGUGACAAUUGCCUCAUUUGUCCUAGUAGCUCAACAAACACACAGUGUACCCGGAAACCCGGCCUCAUAAGUCAGCAUCGUAUCAUGAAGUACAUAUUGCAUGGAAUGUCUUGAAACGUUGACGUCAGUCCUUUGUCAAGCUUAAAGAUAGCCUCUGUCAGAAAUGUGAACUUUGGACUCACUCACUACAGUAGCUACCCUCAGUUCAACAUCAAUGGAAGAGAAUACAGUACUGCACUUUAGUCCUCCCACCAGUCUUGUGACUGACUCAACCCCCUGUUGCACGCACCACCAUCCAACAUACAGUAUUGUUUGUUUUUAAAGUUGAGUGCUAAUAUGGAGUGCAUGUGAAUGACUUCAUUUUAAGAUAUUAAUUAUCUAUGUUGCAUCUAUUGCCCUGCUAUCAAACAUUGUGAUAUUCAUUCUCAUUGAGUCAACAUGGGUAACUUGAGCUAACAAUUAGACCUUCCCUAUUUGGAAGCUCAAAAGGCCAUAUGCCCAACACCUUUUUAAUAAAGUGGAGGUCAAUUUCCCAUUACAAUAAGAAAUGUCUCUAUAUAACUCUUGAUUUGAAUCCUGUAUGUUUUGCAUUUGAACAGCAAUUAAUGAAAUGUUAGGCUGCAAGGUAUUCUCUUCAAACCCUGUUUGUUGUGUCAGUUGUUUAAGCAUACUAAUGGAAGAAUGUGGAAUAAACACAAUAUCAAUUCGG